Messenger RNA from Prorocentrum cordatum, 861 nucleotides. The record is from the annotation of a GenBank genome assembly. Lineage: Eukaryota; Dinophyceae; Prorocentrales; Prorocentraceae.
AUGAUCGCCCUGCUGCGAAAGGAGGAGCAGAUGGACAUCGCCCACCGGGACCGUUGCCAGGGCGCAGAGAACAAGAACACGAACGACAUGGAGGAUUUGGACACAGCGAUCGAUAAGGCGUCGACCAGCAUCGAGGCAAUGGGGCACACCGAGAAGACUCUGCAGCAGGAGAUCAGCGACCUCGCGAUAGCGAUUAAUGACACCGAGAACGACAUGCGUCAACGGCUUGCGAUGAGGAAUCAGGAGCGAAAGACACACGUGAAGUCUGUGAAGGAUGACCAGAACGCACUCAUCUUAGUGGAAAAAGCCAUCGAUGCGCUCACCGCCUUCUACGAGCGCAACAAGAUCUCCAUGUCCCUCAUUGCCAAGCAGGAGCCCCGGGAGUACACUGUCGACGCCGACAAGGCCCCCGAGACCGUCUGGGACGCGGGCGGCGCCUCGUACACGGGGCGCAAGGGUGAGAACGAGGGCGUGGUGGCCAUCCUGAAGAUGAUCUUGGAGGACAUCCGGCACGAGAUGGCCAGCGCUCGCGCGGAGGACGAGGAGAACCAGAAGGAGUAUUUGAGGGAGAACGCGGCCAUGACCAAGACGAGGGACGCGCAGCUCAACACCAAGAUGGCCUCGGAGAAGGAGCUCACCGAACUGCAGGCGAAGAUCGAGGACACGCAGGUGUACCACGACGGCAAGCAGGCGGACAAGGGCUCCGAGGAGGCGCUGAAGAGCGCCAUCUACGCCGACUGCAGCUGGGUCGCCACCCACUUCGACUCUCGGGCCGAGGCCCGCAAGAAGGAGCUGGACGGGCUCCAGGCGGCGAAGGGCUACCUGGCCGGCGUGGCGGACGGGUCGGAGCUGGCGCCGUGA